Conger conger (European conger) is the source of this 1710-nucleotide messenger RNA. RefSeq names its product acyl-coenzyme A thioesterase 1-like. The record is from RefSeq and is a predicted model, not a curated record. Gene Ontology annotation, biological process: fatty acid metabolic process; acyl-CoA metabolic process. NCBI's taxonomy places the organism in Eukaryota, Metazoa, Chordata, Actinopteri, Anguilliformes, Congridae. The transcript has 3 exons. The coding region runs from base 29 to 1393 and encodes 454 amino acids. Gene Ontology annotation, molecular function: fatty acyl-CoA hydrolase activity.
UUGCGCGAGGUGAGCGUCUUGCCGAAGGAUGCAUGUUUUCAGCAUUAUAAACACAAGAAGCGUCCGACUUUUUAGACACAUUUUCUUUAAAGGCUUUUCUCGCACAUCUACGAAUAUGAGUUCUGGAGUGCGCUUGCGGCUUCUCCCUAGGAGCAAGUGCUUGUUCAAUGAGACGAUUCACACAACAAUUGAAGGACUAGUCCCCGGGAAGUGCGUGGAAUUGACCGCAAAACUCACCGAUGACAAAGGCGUAACAUUCAAGUCCUCUGGCACGUACAAGGCAGAUCCAAGAGGGGAGAUACGUUUAGACAGCCAUCCUUCCCUUGGCGGCAGCUACAGUGGAGUUGAACCCAUGGGUCUUUUUUGGUCCAUGAGACCGGAGAUGCCCCAUGUGAAACUACGGAAGAGGGACGCGUUAAGCCCCUGUCUUGUGCAUAUCGAAGUUCACGACAGCGAGAGGCAGGGGCAUGUUCUCGCCAGAGAGACAAAUGCGAGAGGAUUCAUGGUAGAAGGUUUGCGGCGCAUACCAAUAAAAGAAGGAAGAAUUAGGGGUAUCCUCUUUCUGCCACCUGGUCCAGGUCCAUUCCCAGGCAUUGUGCAUAUGCAUACUUUAGGUGGUGGGUUGUCAGAAGUCAGUGGAUCCCUGCUAGCAAACCAAGGCUUUGUGGUUUUGAGUCUGGCUUUCUAUGGCUAUGAGGACUUGCCAAAAAACAUGACAAAGCUUGAUUUGGAAUACUUUGAAGAGGCCAUAAUGUUCCUGAGAAAUCUGCCUGAGGUCAAAGCACCUGGAGUUGGCAUAUUGUCCAUCUCGAAGAGUGGAGAUUUAGCACUGUCCAUGGCCUCUUUCCUGACUGGAGUCUCAGCCACAGUCUGUGUCAAUGGUUGCAAUGCUAACGUCCUGGCCCCCCUACACUAUAGGGGCAUGGUCAUCCCACCCCUUCUUGCAAAUCUAAACAGAGCCAUGGCCACAGAGUCUGGGGUUCUGGAUGUUAGCAACUGCCUUUUGGACCCCAUGGCCCCGGAGAACCAGGGAUCCCUCAUCCCCAUAGAGCGAGCCAAGUGCACGUUCCUGUUUGCUGUAUCAGGGGAUGAUAGAAACUGGAAAAGCUGCUUUUAUGCAGAGCAGAUGAUGAAGCGACUGAAGGAUCAUGGGAAACAUGACUCCGAGCUGGUGGUUUACCCGAAGGCAGGGCACUUUCUGGAGGUCCCCUACAUGCCACAUUGUGCCACUGGCAUGCAUGCUGCCGUGGGCAAUGCUGUGGUGGCGUUUGGGGGUGACCCCAGUGCUCAUGCUGAGGCGCAGGUGGACCUCUGGAAUAGAAUUCCAGAAUUUUUCUGGAAACAUCUUGACAGCAAAAACGAGCCGAAAGUCCACACUUUAGCCAUAUCGUGAUUGCUUAGUGAUACAACUUUUGCCCCUCUCUGAUUUGAAACGCCUUGAGCUACCAUUGUAACUCGGCUGACUUCUGGGACGUAACACAGACAGACACCUCUAACAAGCAAAUCUGACAGUAGUACAAAUCUCUUACUUUUCUGUGAUUAUAUUCUAUAUGAACAAACCUGUUUGCAUGUUUUUAAAAUGUUGGUCCCUUCAGACUUUUAUCUGGUUCACCUUUAUUUUACUAUCAUUUAAAAAAAAUGUAAUUGCAGUUUGUGCAAGGUACAUGUCCUAGAUGUAUGGGUCUGUCCAAGAUGUUAUUAUGUUUUCCU